Rhopalosiphum padi (bird cherry-oat aphid) is the source of this 3280-nucleotide messenger RNA. RefSeq lists its product as uncharacterized. The transcript is spliced from 2 exons. Lineage: Eukaryota; Metazoa; Arthropoda; Insecta; Hemiptera; Aphididae. Bases 8 to 3280 code for a protein of 1090 amino acids. The record is from RefSeq and is a predicted model, not a curated record.
CCUUACUAUGAAAAGAAAAGUAAUUACAAAAUAUCAGCGUAUGAAUACGUCGGGAACCGGAAUGAUUGAAAUCGAGAGAUUUAAAAAAUGUUCAAAAACUUUCAUCAUCAAGAACAGCAAGAAAUAUACAGACUAUAAAUCAUUUUUUAGUUAUAUUUCAGAUAAGCUAAUUUCUAAGUUGAAAAAAUCAUGUUUAAAUACAUCGAUAAAAUUUAAUAUACAUGUUGACACUGUUUACGAACGUCCAGUAACCCAUGAUAUUCAGGAUAUGGCUUUUAAAACUUCAAACAUUUUAGCAUGUAGUUCAUCUGAUUUUACUAUUUUAUUGAACAGAAUGUUUAAUAAAAUAUUAACUGAGGAAUCAGAAUUUAUUGCAAAAGGUUCAGGUUGGUCACUUGUAUCAAUAGAUGGGUUACAAUUAAGAAUUAAUUUAGUAAACCCUUUGAAAGGAAGUUCAUAUAUUGAUUUACCUAUAUUUAUAAAAAAAAAAAAAGCCAUUAUAAAUGUUAGAAAUAAAGAUGAAUAUUGUUUUAAAUAUUCUAUACUUAGCAAAUAUGAUAAACGUUCGAAUAAAUCACGAUUUAACCAAACGUAUUUCAAUAUUCUAGAAAAAAAAAGUGGAUUAAAUUUUAAAUGUAUUGAUUUUCCGACACCAAUAAAACAAAUAAAAAAAUUUGAACGUCUAAACAAUGUUUCAGUUAAUAUUUAUAGUUUAAAUAAUAAAAGUAAUAUUUUUCCUUUAUGUAUAAGUAAAAUAGAAAGAAAAAAUCAUUUUGAUCUAUUUUUAUACAAUAACGAUAAAACAUUACAUUAUUGUUAUAUUAAAGAUUUCUCAAGAUUUAUUAGAAGUCAGAAAACUAAAAAUUGUUCUAAGUUAAUUAUUUGUAAGAGAUGUUUUACAAUUUUCGGGAAUAAACCGUGUAAAAGUAAACUUUGGGGUGAAGAAGGAUUGAUUAAACAUAAGCAAAUGUGUGAUAAGAAUGAAUUAGGAAGACCAAUAAUGUUUGAAGAAGGAAAAGAUGAUGAAUUCAUAUAUUUUAAAAGUUAUAAAAAAACCAAUAGAAUACCGUUUGUUAUUUAUGCUGACUUUGAAUGUAUUUUAAACCCUAAACAGACUAUAGAGUUGAAUAAAAGUAGUAAAAAAUCUAAGGUUUCUAAAACCCAUAUUACUCAUUUACAUGAAAUUAUGAGUUAUGCGUUUUAUGUAAAAGUUGACUAUGACAGUAUAACAGAAAAGCUAUUGCAUCAAUUUAAAAUUCCAACAAAGAUAAUAAUGUAUAGAGGUAAAGAUGCAGCAAAAAAGUUUAUGGAAAAUAUGAUCGAUAUUGGAAAAAAGAUAAAUGAUGUAUAUGAAAUUAAUAUACCAAUGACUACAUUGACUGAAACGGAAGAAAAACAAUUUCAGAGAGCGGAGGUUUGUGAAAAAUGUUUAUUAUCUUUUAAAAAAAAUAAUUUAUUAAAGGUUAGAGAUCACUGUCAUUUUACUGGUAAAUAUAGACAAUGCCUUUGUCUUAAAUGUAAUUUUGUAAUAACUAAUCCAUCAUUUGUUCCAAUUUUUUUUCAUAACUUAUCCUACGAUAGUCAUUUUAUAAUUCGAGAACUUGGUUGUGAUAAUAAUGAUAUCCAUGUUAUUCCGAAUUCAUCAGAAAAAUAUAUAUCCUUUAGCAAAGAAAUUGCUCCCAGAUUUAGUAUAAAGUUUGUUGACACAUUCCGUUUUAUGGCCUCCUCAUUAAGCGAACUUGCAGAAAAUUUGUCUGAAGAUAAAUCAAGGUUUAGAGAAACUCUAAAAAUAUUUUCUAAUAAAAAAUUAGAUUUAGUCACACGAAAAGGGGUUUUUCCUUAUGAAUAUAUUGAUAGUUGGAGUAAAUUAAAUGAAACUCGUUUGCCUCCGAAAUCUGUAUUUUAUAACUCUUUAAAAGAUGAAGAAAUUAAUGAUGAUGAUUAUUCUCAUGCUAAAAAAAUAUGGAGAGUAUUCGAUUUAAAAACUUUGGGUGAAUAUAGCGACCUUUACUUGAAAACUGAUGUAAGUAUAUUAACGGAUGUAUUUGAAAAUUUUAGAGAUUUAUGUUUAUCUACUCUUAAACUAGAUCCUGCUCAUUAUAUGACUGCUCCAGGAUUUGCUUUUGAUUGUAUGCUUAAAUAUACUAAGGUUAAAUUAGAAAGAUUAAAAGACUUUAACAUGCUUUUGUAUUUCGAAAAUUCGAUCCGAGGUGGAAUAACUCAAUCAACUAAAAGAUAUGCUAAAGCGAACAUACCAAACAUUAAAGGUUUGAACUAUAAUCCGAAUAAACCAAUUACAUGGUUAACGUAUCUCGAUUGCGUGAAUUUAUAUGGAAAGUCGAUGUUAACUGAACUACCUUUUAAAGAUUUUGAAUGGGUUGAUGACUUGGAUAUAGAUGUUACAAAAAUUCCAAACGAUUCAAAAGUUGGUUAUAUAUUAGAAGUCGAUAUUGAUUACCCUAAAUAUUUACAUAAAAAACAUAACGAUUUUCCAUUUUUACCUUUAAACGAAUGUCCUCCAAAUUCAAAAGUUAAAAAAUUAAUUACUACGUUAUCACCGAAAAAAAAUUAUAUUAUACACUAUAAAAAUUUGAAACAAGCAAUUGCUAAUGGACUUAAAUUAAAAAAAAUUCAUCGAGCUAUCCGAUUUUCACAAAGUAAAUGGAUGGCCCCAUAUAUUGAACUCUGUACAAAUAUGAGAGUAAAAGCUAAAAACAACUUUGAAAAAAAUUUUUGGAAGUUAUUAAUUAAUAGUGUUUUUGGUAAAUGUAUGGAAAAUGUGCGUGCUAGAAUUUCUUUAAAGUUGGUUUCAUCAACUAGAAAAGCAAGUAAAUUAAUGAUGAAAACUAACUUUAAAGAUAGAACUAUAUACUCUGAAAAUCUUAUGGCUAUUCAUCAACAUAAGGAAACUAUUAAAUUUGAUAAAGCAAUUUAUGUAGGAUUCGCAAUUUUAGAUGUUUCAAAAACAUUUAUGUAUGAUUUUCAUUAUAAUGUAAUGAAAAAAAAAUAUGGUAACAAAAUAAAUUCUUUAUACUCGGAUACAGAUUCUAUGGUAUAUGCUAUUCGAACACACAAUUUUUUUAAUGAUAUAAGAUAUGAUUUAUCACCGUUUUUUGAUACAUCAAAUUAUCCUAUCGAUCAUUAUUGUUUUAGUGAAAUUUAUAAAAAUCAGCCUGGUUAUUUCAAAGAUGAAAUGGGUGGAAAAAUUUUAAAAGAAUUUGUUUCAUUAAGACCGAAAUUAUACGCUUACAGAACUGUGGACGACAUUGAGACAUUAUAA